Molecule: messenger RNA, 4934 nt
Organism: Megalopta genalis
Lineage: Eukaryota; Metazoa; Arthropoda; Insecta; Hymenoptera; Halictidae
Source: RefSeq, a predicted model, not a curated record
CACCGGGAGGAACAUCAGGAACUUGCCGUGCGUGUCACGGCGAACCGGCGAGACCGGCGUUUGCAUGUUCGCGUUCACAUGCGCGAAGGCGAACGGCACCCAUCUCGGCACCUGUAUCGACCGAUUCUACUUCGGCAGUUGCUGCAAGAUCGACGAGGAGCCGGACAUAUUCCCGCAGGACAAUAGCAUCGACGACGGGUCCCCGGCGAGGCCGUUCGUCACGACCGUUGGGCCCAUUGAGAGCAACGACAUACCAGAGUACUUCUCAAGGCCGAAGCCGAUCGCCGAGAAGAAACCGCCUGCAACGCAGCCCGUCGAGACGACGACCGGCAGCUACAGCGUCCAGAGCACUCAGGCUCCCACGACGCUGGUAAGGGAGACGACGAAGCCGUCUACUAAGAGGCCGACGCUCACGACGACCGUCGAAACGACCACGCAACCGGUUCGGUUAUCGACCUUCCAAACUGUGCAGAAUUCCACGGUCGAGGAUUCGACCGCGGAAACGCCGAUCACGGUUCCACCGCAGCAAAAAACCACGGUCACGAUCGAGACCACGAGCAAGCCGUCCAGCACCCAGACCGCCGCGAUCACGCGGAGACCAACGACGUCGGAGACCGUGACGAAAUCGCCGUCCACGGUGCCGCAGACGACCAAGCCGUCCACGAAGAAGCCGAUCCACUCGUCCUCGUCCCAUAAACCACCUGCGAGCCAUAAGCCCGGCCACACGACUGUCCAUAAAGCUCCGGAAACGACCACGGUUAAACCUAUCCAGACCACCAUAACGGAGAGGGCGACGGAAACGACGACGCCGAAGCCUGUGGUCACUACCACGACUCAGAGGAUCGUGCCAGCGACCCGGUUCCCGCCUAGGAAUGCUACCACCGUGAAACCGACUACUCAAUCCAACACCAGGAGACCCAUCAGCAGCACCAAGAAACCGACCGUGGCUACCAGCACGAAGAAACCGACUACUACCACCACGAGGAAGCCCGCUUCUCCCGCGAAGAGACCCACCACGAAACCUUCUAGCUCCAGCAUUGCUACCACAGUCCCUGUUACCACGCCCAAACCGCCAACAACGACUCCCAAGGAUCAGCCGACCAUAGCAACCACUGGCGCCAGCGUCUCGUCUACGAAACCCACGUCCACCUUCUCAUCGACACCAUCUUCGAAGCCUACCACACCUGUCACCAAGCCGACUAUCCAUAAGCACAAGCCCACCACCGUCAGGACAACCACCCCGAAGCCCACGGUGGCUACCACCAAACCAACCACGCUGCUUACCAAACCUUCGACCGCUGCCACGAGGCCGAAACCGACGAAGACAGUUGUAACUACCACCCCGAAGAUUGUGACCAAGCCGGAAUCGACCAGUACCACCGAGAAACCGGUGCCUCUGUCCACGAUCGAGGCUACCACGGUCCCCGUUACGAAAGUUAGGCCGACACCGGAGACCACGAAACCUACCAAAGUGUCCAGUAGACCUGUUACCAGGCCCAUAACGACCACUCAGCCGACCGUAGUCAGCAGUACCGUGACACAGACCAGUUCUACCACUGUGCUGGACACCACCACCGGUGCUACCAGUAAGAUACCGGUUCAGGGUGUCGGUCAGACCCUGGAGGACACUACCCAGACCACGCCGAUGGUUGGUGGUCUUGUUACGUGGACGUCCAGCUCCGACGACGCUACCACUAGAACGCCGGAGAUCUCUUCGACUGCGACCACCCAGAUCGAUCAAACCGAGAGCGAGUGGACACCGAUCACCACACCGGACGGCUGGAUCAUGAUCCAAUCGCCCACCACCAAGAAAUCCGAGAUCUCGGAGGACACCACCACGAUCAAACCCACCCCCGAGUCCACGUUGCAGCCUACUACGUCUGGCAAACCCGCAGCUGACACGACGACGGAAUCCGUGACGAAGAGGCCGACGAUAUUGACGACCCUCUCCACGAUCGCCAGCGUGACGAUAGACACGGAGCUGCCGGUGCCGAUGGAGACCCUAAACAUGUCCGAUUACAAGCAAGUAUGCGGGAGGAGGCUGUUUCCGGAGUCGAGAAUUGUCGGCGGCAGUCGGAGCUCGUUCGCGAAAUGGCCCUGGCAGAUCUCGUUACGACAAUGGAGAACGUCCACGUAUCUGCACAAGUGCGGCGCAGCUUUGCUCAACGAGAAUUGGGCCAUAACCGCGGCGCAUUGUGUCGAGAACGUGCCGCCCAGCGAUCUCCUCCUAAGAAUCGGCGAGCACGAUCUGGCGAACGAAGACGAGCCCUACGGCUACCAAGAGCGAAGGGUGCAGAUCGUUGCGAGCCACCCGCAAUUCGAUCCCCGCACCUUCGAAUACGAUCUCGCGCUGUUACGAUUCUACGAACCUCUGCUGCCGUUCCAACCGAACGUGUUACCGAUUUGCCUACCGGAUGACGACGAGAGCUACGUCGGUCGGACCGCCUAUGUCACCGGCUGGGGUCGUCUCUAUGACGAGGGACCGCUGCCCUCUACGCUGCAAGAAGUCGCAGUACCUGUGAUUAACAACACGAUGUGCGAAGGCAUGUACAGGAACGCUGGGUACAUCGAGCACAUCCCCCACAUCUUUAUCUGCGCGGGCUGGAAGAACGGCGGCUUCGAUUCGUGCGAGGGUGACAGUGGAGGACCAAUGGUGAUCCAGAGGGCACGCGACAAGCGAUGGAUCCUCGCAGGAGUGAUUAGCUGGGGGAUCGGAUGCGCGGUGCCGAACCAGCCAGGCGUGUACACCCGAAUCUCCGAGUUCCGCGAAUGGAUCAAUCAAAUCCUGCAAUUCUAAGGAUCGGAUGGACCGAUCGGGACGACGAUUUUUUUAAAUCGCUACUGAAAAGGCUGCCAGCUUUAGCGGGCGGAUCGGUGUACAUAAUAUAUUAUAUACAGAUCGCCGUAAUCGUUAUCAAACUCCGUUGAUGUUCCACGUGUGCAAUAGUUCCCGCGGCCGAUUAGGCCGUUCGGGGACCUGGAGCGAUUCAUGUAUAUGGUAUACGUACCGUGGAGAUCAGGAAGCUUUGUGUUAUCAGUGGCUUAUCAAUCGAGCGAGGCGCGCGAACUUGCUGCCCGGUUAUCAAUGCCAUCUCACGCUCGCGCUUCAACCUCGUUGCGAUCGUGCAACUAGUCGACACGCCAGUGCUCUGCGGUGUGAACAGUGCUUGAACGAUUAGAAACGCUAUGGCUGUGUGUUAUCGGCGGGCUCCGCGGCUUGUUACCUAGUGAAAACGCGAGAUCCAACCGACUGUCGAUAACCCUGCGUGGCUAUCCGACGAAUCGUCCUGACGACGAAGGGAUGCUAGUUGAACGUCGUCACAGGGUCCGUGGAAUUCCGGAUCGCGAGAUCCUUUUUUUCUACGUGAAUCGACCACGAUUUAUCAAACGUCGACGAUUUUUGGUACCAUUCUAGCUCAACGUCUUCCACCCUGUCGGCUACAAACAGCCGACCAUCGCUCAUUUCGAAGCGUUCUCGUGUCGUUUCGAGUCCGUAGAAUUCGAACUGUAACAGCAUCUUUAUGGAAAAUUAAUUCCCUGUGAAGCAGACACCCUUUAGUUCAUCAGGGUGUAAAUCCUGUGUUCGAGAUGACAAUACUUCUACGAGUUACAAAAAUGUAAAAUUAAACAACUUUCUUUUGUUUCUCUCAGAAGGUCGCACAAAUUUCCGUGUUUCUGCGCGAUUUUAUUAUUUUUAAAGCUGUCGCAAUCGCGCGAACAAUCGGGUCGAUAACGCGAAAUUCGUUUCAGCCGAGCAGAAUCGAGAUAAAGACGACCGCAGAUUCGAUAACGAACACGAGAACGCUGUCGCGCCCGAUCCCCCGGUGUCGAUUACGAAAUUAUCGGAUCGGAAACAGUGGGACGGGUAUUUGGCGCCGGUUAUUGCAGAUGCGCCAGGAUUUCCCACGAAUUUUCCCGGCGAUUUUUACAGCGAUCACGAGCGACGGACAGAGCUGCGGUCGAUCGGCAUCGGCCCCGUGCGAAUUCGCUCGGGGAAUCGCGGUUAGUCAAUAAUGAACGACCGCCGGGCGAAAACUCUGGCAUUUCGACGCAGAUGGCCGAGCAUUCUAAUCACCGGACUGUGGAUUGUAUGCCAAAAAACAGCGGAAGCAUCGGUACAUUUAUUGGAGCUGUUGUUAAUUCUCGUACGAUCCUCGGAAAUAGUGCAGAAACGAUCGUUGGGUAAUGUUUAAUAAUACUUUCCUGAAAUUGUUCCUUAUUUUAAUAUUUUACACGUUGAUCAGGGUAUUGAAGAAACAUUGAGAAACAAAGAAUUUUUAUACAAGUCUCAGCCAUUAACCCCUUGCACUAAAAUUAGAGAUUUUAUGCACUUGUGAGAAAAAUGAAAAAAAUACUAUUAUAUUAUAUAUUUUCAACUUGCCAAAUUUAUUAACAGGGGAAAUAUAUUUUCACUCGACUUUUGUUCAUUGCGAUCGGGAUAGACAAUUUUUAUUUUGCGCUAACGACCAUUGUCUAACUGUAACAACGAGUUAGACUUGUGACAAAGAUUUCAUAGAUAAUUUAAUAAAUAUUAAUGUUAUUUAUAAGUCGAACUCGUCAAAGUACGGCAAGGGGUUAAUAUCGAGGGGAGUACGAGUGUCGGAAGAAGAAAGCGCAAAUGCUGAAAAUUCUGUUUAUGCACGAGGAGCCGCAGACCGCCUCGUCCGUCGCCGUUCUCGCAGCUCAACGAAUCAGCGGAUCGAUGGAGAUCCAGCGAAAUUACUCGAAUCUCUUAUUUAAUUUAAUUUAUAAAGAAGAAGUUCAUAUAUAUGUAUACAUAUGUGCGCGUGCACGUAGCUAGGACACGUAUGGAUAAUUUAUUAUUGUACGCGUUGCAGUCGGGGCUGCGAACAAUACGAGACUCUCCCCGAGCUUGUAAAUACUCGAUCGAUUGGUGGUGCGUGUUGUACUCUAUUACACUUUGUUAUUUUUUA